AUGGAGUCUUUAAUUCACGUUCAAAAUGAUUUUUACACACGAAUUAAUAAGACUAGAGCUAAUUUUAAGAAAUCUCCUAAAGGUCGUAUUACAGAAGAAUAUGUAGAGAAUAGAUUAAAAAUAAUAGAAGAGUUGUGGUCAGAGUUUAAGUCAGGUCAUAAGGAGCUUUAUAAAUUAGCAGAUCCAAGUAAAUUAAAACUUCAUAGUUAUGUUACCGAUGAAGUAUAUUAUAAAAUGGAAGAAGUAUAUUUAGAUCACAAAUGUGAAUUGAUAGAAUUAUUAAAAAGUUUUAUUCCUAAAAGAUCAGAUAACGAAUAUUUAUCUGCCAGUGGUGAUAAUAAUUCUGCAGGUGCUAAGUCUAGCCAUAAUUGGCGCGAGAGGGGCCCUUCAUGCCCCUCCCACACCUCUCUUGUUGUCCGUGAGUUUUUGAGGUGGACCGAACACCGCCGGAUUGCACUAGAGUUUAUUGAGCCUAAUAAUAGUAAUAGACGGUCAGAUUCAAGAAAUUUAGUACAAAACUCUGUUAAAACUAGAGUACUACAUGCAAAUGUAUUCGAAGUAGUAUGUGAAUAUUGUGCUGGUAAUCACAAGUUAUGUUUCUGUAAAGAAUUUAGUUCAAAAGGUUAUGACAAAAGACAUGAGUUUGUAGCAAACAAUCGUAUUUGUUUCAAUUGCUUAGGAAGUAAUCAUUCUGUAAGAUUCUGUCAAAAGGCUACAAAUUGUAGGAUAUGCAAAAAACGACAUCACUCUCUUCUUCACCCACCAAAUAUGACUCCAGAAACUAUCAAUCAAGGUGUGUCGACACAGAAGGUCACUGAAGUUGCUACUACAAACAAUGAAAAUGAGCCCACAGUGGAUUCAAUAGUAACUUGUUUGGGUACAAGUGAGUUAAGAAAACAAGUACUCUUAGCUACAGCUCUGGUAAAAGUCAAAUCAAGUUCAGGUCAAUAUCAAGUUGUUCGAGCACUCAUAGAUCAAGGUUCACAAGCCUCAUUUAUUACAGAAGAUACCUUGCAGGAAUUAGGUUUAAAAAGGUCAUCUGUAAAGGGUAUUAUCUCAGGACUUAGUGAAAAUAAUAGUUCAGUAACUUCACAGGGAAUAGUAUUAUUGAAAAUUCUAUCAAUGUUUGAUCCUACAUUCAAAAUUAAUGUUACAACACACGUGUUAAAACAAAUUACCUCUCGUCUGCCUGCUAAACAGAUAGCUGAAAUAAAUUGGAUUAAAUCAGCGAAUAUUACUCUUGCGGAUCCUCAAUAUGACUCUCCUAAUAAAAUUGAUCUUUUAUUAGGCGCUGAAGUGUACAGCCAGAUUUUACAAGGCGGAAUAAUGAAGAACGCGGCUAUGAAGAACGCGGCUGGAUCCACUUUAGCACAACGUACAUCUUUAGGAUGGAUAUUAUCUGGAUCUGUUGAAUGUACAAAUGUAGACGACAAUAUAGUAGUUCUACAUAGCCAUAUAGAGGAAAAUGAUAUGUUGAAUCGAUUUUCGGAACUGAAGUCAGAGAGUAUGAAUAGUUCAAAGAAAAUGUUGACUCCAGAGGAAGAACAAUGUGAACGAAUUUUCACAUCUACCACAAAACAGAACAAAGAUUGCCGAUAUAUUGUGAAACUACCUUUACGCGAGGAUGAUACUUGCGAGGGCGGCAAAUCACGAAAAACAGUAGUGGAAAAGUUUAAAGAUCUGGAAAAAAGAUUCAAAAGAGAUAAUGAGCUUAAAAAAGAUUAUACAAAGGUAAAUAAUGAAUAUUUAACUUUAAAUCAUAUGAAAAUGAUGGAACAGCCCGAUGAUGAAGUAAGCCAGUCAGUUUAUUCACCACAUCAUACAGUCGUUCGGAAGAAAAUGAUCACUACAAAGAUGAGAGUAGUUUUCGAUGGUUCCUGUAAAAAUAAAAAAGGUAUAUCAUUUAAUGGUAACUUGUUAAUUAGUCCUAAAUUACAACUAGAGUUACGUCAUUUUAUAAUACGUUGGAUGCAUCAACCAAUUUCUCUUACUGCAGACAUCAUUAAAAUGUGCAAGAUAGUUAAGGUAACAGACAAAGAUACUAAUUAUCAACACAUGGUAUGGAGAGAAAAUAUAGAUGAUGAGAUACGAGAUUACAAACUGCUAACAGUUACAUUUGGUACAUCAUCUGUCCCAUAUUUAACAGUGAGAGCUAUGAAUCAAGUAGUAAAUGGUGAAAAAGCUGAAUAUCCGCUUGCAUCAAGAAGAGUAAACUGUGAAUUUUAUAUGAAUGAUUUAAAGAGUAGAGGUCAAACUAUAGAAAAAGCAUUAAAAUUUUAUUAUGAAAUGAAUGCACUAUUAAAUAAAGGCGGUUUCAUAUUGCAGAAAUGGUAUAAAACAAGUAAUAAAGAUCAACUAAAUGAAAUGAUAAAUAAGGAUAAUGAAGAAAAUAGAAAAAUAGGAGAUAUUAAGGGAAAUGUGAAAUUUAAAACAGACAAUGUAGUAUAUUUGAGAAUUAAAGAUAAUUUCUCUAGCCUCAAACUUAUAAGAGUCCUAAACCUAGCAUAUAGUAAGGAGGAUGACUUACCUUCAACAAAAUGGCUUUUUGGCAGAAUAGUACAGAAACAUUCUAGUACGGAUAACACAACUCGGGUUAUCUCGUUAAAAUAUAAAAGGCUAUUAUUGUGCAGCGUCUAA
This is a messenger RNA of Galleria mellonella (greater wax moth), 2637 nucleotides long. RefSeq lists its product as uncharacterized. The record is from RefSeq and is a predicted model, not a curated record. Bases 1 to 2637 code for a protein of 878 amino acids. Lineage: Eukaryota; Metazoa; Arthropoda; Insecta; Lepidoptera; Pyralidae. The transcript has 2 exons.